CAACUGGGAUCAGUGCUCCAUGGGCCGCUUAGAUGGGAAAGUGAUUGUGUUGUCAGCCGCUGCACAGGGGAUUGGACGUGCUGCUGCAAUAGCCUUUGCAAAGGAGGGGGCUCAAGUCACUGCAACUGAUAUAAAUGAGGAAAAGCUCAAGGAACUGGAUGGUAUUCAAGGGAUUAGGACCAAGGUGGUGGAUGUGACCAAGAAGGACCAAGUGGAGGCCUUGGCCAAAGAACAUGACCACAUAGAUGUCCUCUUCAAUGUUGCAGGGUUUGUGCACCACGGCUCCAUCUUGGAUUGUGAAGAGGCCAACUGGGAUUUUACCAUGGAUGUGAAUGUCCGGAGCAUGUACCUUAUGUGCAGAGCUUUCUUGCCAAAGAUGUUGGCAAGAAAGUCUGGAAACAUCAUAAACAUGGCUUCCGUUGCAUCAAGCAUAAAAGGUGUGGUGAACCGGUGUGCGUACAGCACGUCCAAGGCGGCCGUGAUUGGCCUCACCAAAUCCAUAGCCGCCGAUUUCAUUGAGCAAGGCAUUCGCUGCAAUUGUGUUUGUCCUGGUACUGUUGACACUCCAUCACUGAGGGGUAGAAUCCAAGCUCAACCUGACCCAGAAAAGGCUUACAAGGAUUUCAUGGCAAGGCAGAAAACGGGCAGGAUGUGCACAGCUGAAGAGGUGGCGUACCUGUGUGUCUACCUGGCCUCAGAUGAGUCGGCUUAUGUGACUGGCACAGAGCAAAUCAUCGAUGGAGGUUGGAGGCUUUGAAGAGCAUGAAGCAAGCUUGUCCCAUCAAUCAUAGGUGCCACUUUAAGAUUGGCCGAUUCACUAUGUUAACACUUUUUAAUUAUAUUGAGCAAGUCCCAAGUUGUGGCACAGGUGAUGCAAUGUGAUUUUGGUGGAUUUAAUUGCCUGUGCCUCUCUUGCAUUGUAUUUAAAAAGGAUGACGGGAGCCGCUUCAAUUCACCUGUGUUCACUCCCACAAUGGCGCAAACUCUCGUUUCUACCUUUGCUCGUCCAUAAAAAUAUCUAAAGAAAGAAAACUCCACCCAUGCAAUGAGAACGUGCUUUGAGCUACACUUGUUCUGGAUACGAAAAUCGAGACCAAUGUGAACAAAUUUGAUUGUGUCCAAAUGAUU
Molecule: messenger RNA, 1128 nt
Organism: Hippocampus zosterae (dwarf seahorse)
Lineage: Eukaryota; Metazoa; Chordata; Actinopteri; Syngnathiformes; Syngnathidae
Gene: bdh2
Product: 3-hydroxybutyrate dehydrogenase, type 2
Exons: 9
Coding region: 20-757 (245 amino acids)
Biological process (GO): siderophore biosynthetic process
Cellular component (GO): cytoplasm
Molecular function (GO): 3-hydroxybutyrate dehydrogenase activity
Source: RefSeq, a predicted model, not a curated record